Tripterygium wilfordii is the source of this 411-nucleotide messenger RNA. RefSeq lists its product as uncharacterized. NCBI's taxonomy places the organism in Eukaryota, Viridiplantae, Streptophyta, Magnoliopsida, Celastrales, Celastraceae. The record is from RefSeq and is a predicted model, not a curated record. The transcript has a single exon. Bases 82 to 336 code for a protein of 84 amino acids.
AAAUUCAUGACACUGAGCAGCAGCAGAAGAGUAGUGUACGAGUGGCAGUGAAAUAUUAAGGAAGCAGAAGAGAGAGAGAGAAUGGCGAGGUGGUAUUUUAUGGUUUUACUACUUGCUCUUACAAUUCUUGAUGCAACUGCCAGGACUGCGCCUGGUAAAGCUGGUUUGGAUGACCAGAAGAAUUUUCUUGUAUUUGGUGGUGUUGGUGGCGUUGCCGGAGUUGGAGGAUUGGGCGGAGUUGGUGGAUUGGGUGGACUAGGUGGUGGAAGUGGGCUUGGCGGAGUUGGUGGACUAGGAGGAGGUUGUUCCGAUGAUACUCUUUCUCAUAACCCUUGAUGGAUCAUCCAAUUCAUGUUCCCUAAUGUGUCUGCUUUGUUAAAUUCUAGUCGUAUAUGACCGGCAAUUGCUUCA